GUCUUAGUGAACUGAAUUUAUUAUAGUGAGUUGAAGUGACUUUGAUAUGUGAAAAAUUUGCGUCUGGGGAGUGGAGUGCUGCUUAUUUUAAGAACCACACGCGGUGUAGUUUACAGUGAAUAACGCGGCUUACAUUCAGCUGUUGGAAAGUUAACAUGGGUGACAGCGAUGACGAGUAUGAUCGAAAGCGUAGGGACAAAUUUCGUGGUGAAAGAACAGAAUCUUACCAGAGAGGGGAGGGUCGCCGUGGGGGUGGCAGUGAAGAUAGACGGAGGGACGAUUGGAUUGAAAGAGAUUCUUGGGGUGGCCGAAAUCGUCCUCGCACUGACUAUCGGGACUACAGAGGGGGAGGUAGAGAACGUUACAGCCCAGUUCGAACACAUGACAUUUCACCACCAAUGAAACGUGUUCGAACUGAUUGGGAUGACAGGAGAGGAGCCGGGGGAUACGGCCAUGAGGGUGCUGGUGGUGGGUAUGGUGGAAACUAUGGUGGCUCUUGGGCACAUGAAAGCUAUAAUUCACAACAUUCUUAUGGAAAUCACUCCAGUAGUCAAAGCCGUGAUAUGCAGUCCAUUGAGACACAGCCUCCAAUGAUGUCAUUCAAAGCAUACCUGCAAACCCAGGAUGACAAUAUAACAGAUGAAGAAGCUAUCAGGAAGUACAAUGAAUACAAGUUAGAAUUCAAGAGACAGCAACUAAAUGAAUUCUUUGUGGCACAUAAAGAAGAAGAAUGGUUUAAAAUUAAAUAUCACCCUGAAGAUUCAGUGAAAAGAAAAGAAGAACAGAUGAAUGCUCUGAAGAAUCGUGUAAAUGUGUUUUUGGAAUUCCUCGACAAUGGUCGCCUGGACAAAGUUUCAGUGGAUGCUGAUCAAUCGGAACAAUUAAUUCGUCUUUUGGAUGCAGUUGUCAUACGUCUAGAAGGAGGUACAGACUUUGAUCUUCAGGUAUUAGAUGAGCCAAAAACAACAUCAACCUCUGCACAAAGUGCUUCAUCCAACCAGCAAGGAAAAUCCGGUAGCUCAGCUCCACAGAAUGUGGAUAAACCACCUGAUCCAGAAGCUCCCACAGACUCUGUCAAACAGGAAGAAGAGGAGGAAUCCAAACCUUUCAUUCUUGGUGAAGAAGAAGAAAAGAAGAAAGAACGCGAGAAACCUGUCGAACAAGAGGUAAAGAAAGAUCCUUCACAGCCACUGAAAUUGACAAUCAGUUCUGAGCAAGUUGAGCUGCAGAAGAAAGCUAAAGAAUUUUUAAAACAAAGGUCCUUUGAAGAGGAAAGCAAUUCAUUAGUGCAGAACAAAAAAAGGAAACGAGAGUAUGAAUAUGAGAGUGGUAGUGAAAGUGGGGAUGAACCUCCACCACCAGGUGAAAGCAAUGAUAUAGAAGAGGAAGAACCACCACCACCUGGAUUGGAAGAAUCGAAAGAUGACGAAAGUGAACUAGAAGAUGAUGAAAAAUCCAAAGAAGUCAGUUCACCAGAAAAAGCUGAGAAAAAUAAAUCUGAAGAUGAAGCAGAUGAAAAUAUGAUGGAAAAGGAAGACGAGGGGAAACAAGAAAAAACCAAAUCUGCUGAGUCAAAAAAAGAUGACAAUAUGGAAGAUGGUGAAGAGCCAAUGGAUAUAGAGGAUGCAGGAAAGGCUAGUGGAAAGUCUAGAGAGAAGAGUGAGGAGACAAAUAAGCCAAGGCCAUUACAUCGCACAGCUUCUAUUUUUCUGCGCAAUUUGGCUCCUACAAUAACAAAACAGGAAGUAGAAGCAAUGUGUAAGAGAUAUCCUGGAUUCCUACGUGUGGCUAUUGCUGACCCACAGCCUGAAAGGAGGUGGUUCAGGAGAGGUUGGGUAACAUUUGAAAGACAAGUGAACAUUAAAGAAAUAUGUUGGAACCUCAACAACAUUCGGCUGCGGGAUUGUGAACUGGGAGCUAUUGUAAAUCGUGACUUAAGCAGGAGGAUUCGAACUGUAAAUGGCAUCACAUCACAUCGCCAGGUUGUCCGAAAUGACAUAAAAUUGUCAGCUCGUAUAGUCCACAAUUUGGAUGCGAAAUGUGGACUGUGGCUUGAUGGAGAAAAUAGCAAUAAUAAAACAGAAUCAGCAGAAGCAGAUAAGAAGAAAGAUGAGCAGCAUGUUCCAUCUGCACUAUUGGACCAUAAGAAAGAUACUUUUGGACUUGUAUCCAAGAAUCCCAUAUUGAAAAACAUCACUGAUUACUUAAUUGAAGAAGCUUCAGCAGAGGAAGAGGAACUCUUGGGGCACAGUUCUGAACAAGAAGAGUCUCAACAAACAGAAGAAACAGCGACAGUGGAGAGAGAUGAAACUCUUAUAAAGGUGCUCGACAAACUACUUUUGUAUCUGCGUAUUGUUCACUCUGUUGACUACUACAAUCACUGUGAAUAUCCAAAUGAAGAUGAAAUGCCGAACAGAUGUGGUAUUAUGCAUGCCCGUGGCAUUCCUCCAUCUUCCAAGGUUACACCACAGGAGCUGAGUGAUUAUUGCCGUACAUUUGAACAGAAAAUUGCAUCAUUCCUCCAGCCAAUCACGCUGAUUUCGGAUGAAGAAUAUAACAAACUUGGGCAUAAAGAUCCUGACAUUGAAGUUGAGAAAUUUAUACAGGCAAAUACUCAAGAAUUAGCCAAAGAUAAAUGGUUAUGUCCGCUGUCCGGUAAAAAGUUUAAAGGACCAGAAUUUGUUAGGAAGCACAUUUUCAACAAGCACGCAGAAAAAGUUGAAGAAGUGAAGAAGGAGGUUGAAUAUUUUAACAACUACUUAAGAGAUCCAAAGAGACCACAACUGCCAGAACAUCCAGGGAAUCGACAGGGGAGAAAGGAUUCUGGAGCGGAUAGCAGAGAAGGCUUUCCUGCACCUGCUCCGUAUGUUCCUCAUUACCAGUAUAAUUAUGGGGGUCGUCACGCUGGUUAUGGAGGCCACGGCUUUGGAUAUGGUUAUAAUCAGGGCUACAACCAAGGGUAUGCAAGACCAAACCGGGGAGGAUACAGUCGCGGCAGGUCCCCGCCUAUUGAAUCUGCUCGUCCAAUAGUUUCUUAUAAAGAUGUAGAUGUGCCAGAGGUUCCAGAGAUCUUCUGAUUAUAAUUUAUUUUUACAUAAUGACAUGCACACCCUUUGUGCAUAUUUUAUUUGCUGGUGGCAGAAAUUAGAAAUGUUAACACUUUUUCUUGAAUAUAUUAUUGUUACUAAAGCUAUAAAGAAGUGUAAAUUGUGGUUUGUAUUGAGACAUUUACUAUAUGUAUGUUGUGACAUGGUAUGCACCACUUCAUUGUUAGGUGCAAGCUGACUUUCUGCUUUCUGUGACCAAAAUAAUUCAUUUGCACCCAAAUGUCUGACAGAAUUGUUACAGUAACUGGGGGCUCAAUUUGUACUGAAUUCAUCAUAUAGUUAAAAAAAUUUGCAUUGUCUACAGUUUAGGGCAUGUUCUUUGUUUGUUUGUUUGAAGUAUUACAGCUAUGUUGUGAAAUCUACAUAAUCCUAAUAAUGGGCAUAUCUUGUCACAGUUUGUUAUUUCUUACAGUUCUAAUGAUGUUACAUAAAUUUGUUAAGAAAAAAAUAGAAUGGUAUUGUGAUAUGUUGUAUAGACAAAUUUAACUUUCAAUGUCAGAUGCUCAAGGAUAAUAAAACACUUUUGUUAUUUUAGUUAA
Messenger RNA from Schistocerca cancellata (South American locust), 3646 nucleotides. It is a transcript of the gene Ars2, whose product is annotated as serrate RNA effector molecule homolog. The transcript is spliced from 21 exons. NCBI's taxonomy places the organism in Eukaryota, Metazoa, Arthropoda, Insecta, Orthoptera, Acrididae. The coding region runs from base 156 to 3077 and encodes 973 amino acids. Gene Ontology annotation, biological process: mRNA processing; primary miRNA processing. Gene Ontology annotation, molecular function: nucleic acid binding. The record is from RefSeq and is a predicted model, not a curated record. Gene Ontology annotation, cellular component: nuclear body.